Coccinella septempunctata (seven-spotted ladybird) is the source of this 3995-nucleotide messenger RNA. RefSeq names its product structural maintenance of chromosomes protein 1A (gene SMC1). The transcript has 18 exons. Gene Ontology annotation, cellular component: chromosome; cohesin complex; nucleus. Gene Ontology annotation, biological process: sister chromatid cohesion. Bases 218 to 3889 code for a protein of 1223 amino acids. Lineage: Eukaryota; Metazoa; Arthropoda; Insecta; Coleoptera; Coccinellidae. Gene Ontology annotation, molecular function: ATP hydrolysis activity; DNA binding; protein binding. The record is from RefSeq and is a predicted model, not a curated record.
UUGUAAAUCAACCGAGUACAAAAUUUGUUCACCGUUUAUUUACUAUUGGAAAAUUUUUAAUUUAUCUUAUUGAAUUGUAAAAUCUGAGUUUAAGUACAAGCACUAGAAAUCUUAACUCUGAAAAAAUUCGCUAGGUAGAAAACGAAUACGACGAUUCAUUAAUAUCAAAGACAACCUGAAGAUCUAGAGCUUGGAAGAAUAACAGAUAUCGAAGAAAAUGCCACCCCGAUUAAAAUAUAUCGAGGUAGAAAAUUUCAAAUCAUAUAGAGGUCAUCGUGUUAUAGGACCCCUUAAGCCUUUUAAUGCUGUUAUUGGUCCCAAUGGAUCAGGUAAAUCAAAUUUCAUGGAUGCCAUCAGUUUUGUGAUGGGAGAAAGGACGCAAAGUUUGAGAGUGAAAAGGCUUAGCGAUUUGAUUCAUGGGGCUGCUAUCAGUAGACCUAUUUCAAGAAGUGCUUCAGUAACUGCUGUAUUCUCCUUGGACGAUGAAACUGGUAAAGAAAUAUCAUUUCAGAGAUCAGUCCAAGGCUCCUCUUCGGAAUAUCGCAUAGAUGGAAAUGUGGUUUCCAACAACGAAUACCUAGGGGAACUAGAGAAACUUAGGAUAAACGUCAAGGCCAAAAACUUCUUGGUAUUUCAAGGCGCUGUAGAAUCGGUGGCCAUGAAAAACCCUAAAGAAAUGACUGGACUUUUUGAAGAAAUCAGCGGCUCCGGAGCCCUGAAAGAAGAAUACGAUAAACUGAAGCAACAGAUGUUGAAAGCCCAGGAAGAAAUCAAUUUUGCCUACCAGAGAAAAAAAGGCAUAAAUGCAGAACGAAAGGAAGCCAAGUUGGAGAAAGAAGAAGCUGAUAAAUACGCCCGUUUAAAAGAUGACCUGACCGACAAACAAGUUGAACAUCAGUUGUUCAGACUGUACCACAAUGAACGUGAAAUGAAGAACUUGGAGAUGGAAAUCAAGGGCAAACAAAAGGAGUUGGAUAAAAUAGAGAAGAGAAAGGAAAAAGCCGAAGAAGCUUUGAAAGAGAAAAAGAAGGAACACGGAAAAUUGAACAGAGAUUUAGCUAAGAUAGAACAAGAUAUUAGAGAAGUGGAAGUGGAGAUUUCUAAGAAGAGACCUCAGUUCAUAAAGUCGAAAGAAAGAGUCUCUCACAUGCAAAAAAAGCUGGACGGAGCUAUCAAAACCCUAGAACAAGCGCGCAAGGCGCACGAAGCUCACAUGAACGAUAUAAAGAAGUUGGAAGAUGAGCUGGCUGAAGUUGAAAGGACUAAGGCUGAGUACGAAGAACAGAUUGCUGGAGAAUCACAAAGUCAAGGAAGAGAUGUACAUUUAGAAGACGCGCAGGUUCGUGAGUAUCACCGACUGAAGGAAGAAGCGGCCAAGCGAUCGGCAAGGUACAUGCAGGAACUCGACUCGGUUAACCGUGAACAAAAGGCCGAUCAGGAUAAACUUGACAACCUCCUCAGAAUGAGAACUGAUAACGAAAAUAGACACAGGCAGAAAUGCCACGAAAAAGAAGAGAUGGAAAAAAGAAUCGAUAAAUUAGCUGAACAUAUCAGAUCUAGCCAACAAGCUCUGCAGGAUCAGAAACAGAUGCUUGUUGAUCUCCAGUCUGAUGUUGGUUCUUCUAAAGAUAGGGUUCAAGAAAUCCAGAAACAGCUAGAUGACGUUCUGGAGCAGUUGGGUGAUGCACGCACAGACAAACAUGAAGAUUCCAGAAGAAAGAAGAAGCAAGAAAUUGUUGAAAGAUUCAAGAGCAAUUAUCCAGGAGUUUACGAUCGUAUGAUAAAUAUUUGCCAUCCCAUCCAUAAAAGAUACAAUGUUCCCAUUACCAAAGUCAUGGGUAAAUAUAUGGAAGCUAUAGUGGUUGAUACUGAACAUACAGCGCGACAGUGUAUUAAAUAUCUGAAAGAACAAAUGUUGGAACCUGAAACCUUCCUUCCCUUGGACUAUCUUCAAUCGGUGCCAGUGAAAGAGAGGUUGAGAAGCAUUACAGACCCCAAAGGUGUCAAGUUGCUUUACGAUGUUCUUCAAUACGAACCCCAGAGUGUGGCAAAAGCCAUUCUUUUUGUCACUAACAAUGCAUUGAUCUGUGAGACGCCCGAAGAUGCGAAUAAGGUUGCUUAUGAGCUUGGAGGAAGAUACGAUGCUGUUGCGUUGGAUGGUACCUAUUAUCAGAGAUCCGGUAUCAUAUCCGGAGGUACUCUGGAUUUAGCAAGAAGGGCCAAAAGAUGGGACGAGAAACACAUGGCCCAACUGAAACAGCAGAAGGAGAAGCUUACGGAAGAACUCAGGGAAGCGAUGAAGAAAUCCAGGAAAGAAUCUGAAAUGAACACGGUUGAUUCACAGAUAAGGGGAUUGGAAACCAGAUUGCGUUACGCUAAAACAGACAUGGAAAGCACUAAAAAGCAGAUCAAAGCUGUUGAGACAGAACUAGGAAGACUUACGGAGGAGAUGACAUCAUUUGGGCCACAAAUUGAAGCUAUUGAAAAAACGAUGCGAUCUAGAGAACAACAAAUUGAGGAGAUCAAGUUGAAGAUGAACAGUGUAGAGGAUGUUGUCUUCUCCAAGUUUUGUCAGGAGAUUGGCGUUAAAAAUAUUCGUCAAUAUGAGGACCGUGAACUCCGGGCUCAAGAGGAACGGAAGCAGAAAAGGCUGGAGUUCCAGAAGCAGAUCAAUAGGAUAACCAGCAAUUUGGAGUUUGAAAGGAGCAGGGACACUCAAAACAAUGUUAGCAGAUGGGAACGCACUGUGAACGACGAAGAAGAGCGCCUCGAAGCUGGUAAAAAGCAGGAACUGAAACACAGGGAUGAAAUCGACAAAGAUCUUCAGCAGGUCGAGCAGUUGAAGGCCCAAAGACUGUCCAAGAAGCAGGAGGUGGAUGGAAUGGAAGAAGAGUUGGGGAAAGCUAGACGCGAAGUGGGAUCGAUUGCCAAAGACGUACAAACUGCUCAGAAGGCUAUUGUUUCCUUUGAGGGGAAGAUUGAGAGCAAAAGGAGCGAGAGACAUACAAUACUUAUGCAAUGCAAGAUGGAUGAUAUUGCUAUUCCUAUGCUUGUUGGUAAUAUGGAAGACAUUGUGGCUGCUGAUCCUCAAUCACAAAGCUCUUCCGGGGAUUCCAGCUCGGCCAAUUUGGAGAAGGAAGCCAGGAUCAAAAUCGACUACAAUAUGUUAUCCGAAAACCUGAAGGACCUAGAAGAGAAGGACGACAUUAAACGACAGGCGGAUAAGCUAUUGAACUCGAUAAAAUCGCUGACUGAUACCUUGAACAAAAUCCAAGCUCCAAAUCUAAGAGCCAUGCAGAAAUUGGAAAGCGCACAAUCGAAACUGCAGUCUACCAACGAGGAAUUCCAGAAUCUGCAAAAACAAAACAAGAAAGCCAAAAUCGCUUUCGAGAGGAUCAAGCAACAAAGAUACGACAGAUUCACGAAAUGUUUCGAUCACGUGUCCAACGAGAUUGAUGCCAUUUAUAAAUCGUUGGCUCAGAAUCAAUCUGCGCAGGCGUUUUUGGGAGCUGAGAAUCCCGAAGAGCCCUAUUUGGAUGGUAUCAAUUAUAACUGUGUAGCUCCAGGAAAGAGAUUCCAGCCUAUGUCGAAUUUGUCAGGAGGGGAAAAAACGGUAGCUGCUCUUGCCCUCUUGUUUGCAAUUCACAGUUAUCAACCUGCCCCGUUCUUCGUACUCGAUGAGGUAGAUGCUGCCUUGGACAACACAAAUAUCGGAAAAGUGGCUAAAUAUAUCACGGAAAAAACCGAGUCGCUCCAAACAAUCGUGAUUUCUCUUAAAGAGGAAUUUUAUUCGCAUGCCGAUAAUCUGAUUGGAAUUUGUCCUGAGCCAGCCGAUUGCCUUGUGAGCCAGGUGCUAUUGAUGGACUUGACCAAAUACAGUAAAUACUGAGAAUUGGUCGAUUUUUUUUAAGUUAAGAGUUAUUUUAUAGUUAUUUAGAAUAUGUUUUUAACGAGAAAAUGUGAAUGUUUUAUUUUUAAUAAAAUUAUAAAAAGUU